Messenger RNA from Vespa velutina, 1733 nucleotides. RefSeq lists its product as uncharacterized. The coding region runs from base 274 to 1524 and encodes 416 amino acids. Lineage: Eukaryota; Metazoa; Arthropoda; Insecta; Hymenoptera; Vespidae. The transcript is spliced from 8 exons. Gene Ontology annotation, biological process: sensory perception of taste. The record is from RefSeq and is a predicted model, not a curated record. Gene Ontology annotation, cellular component: membrane; neuronal cell body; axon.
GUCGUCGUAAGGGAAAGAUCGUACCACAAAGAAUUUACAUGUAGGAGUUUGAACAAUUUUUUCUAAGUUGACUUACCUAUCUCAUUUAUCGGUACGAUCGUAUUGUUUACUAAUACUUAGAAACUCGAAUGAUAAUAAAAAACGUUGAACAUGCAUAGAGUUAGUAAUGGUGAUGUUACAUUUUUCCCAACAACAAGUGUACAAAUUCAAUCAAGAAAACAGGAAGGAAGGAAAGAGAAUUAUUUCAUAGAGGACAUUGCAUCUACCUGAAAAAUGGCUGCCAUCCAUCCCUUCCAGAAAAGAGAGUUAAACUCGAAUGUACUGGAUCCUGGACAUGUUUCAUUAUUCUCUGCACUUCAAAUAGAAAGUUUCGUAGAAGAGAGCUCGGUUGGAUCUCGAAGAAUGGCAGGAUUGACUCGUGACAUAGAACCUUUUUUACAAGCUUCGAGACUCUUCGGAUGUGGACCACACGUUAUAACCGAGGAAGAUAUUUUAAUUACGAGACGUGGCAUGAUAUACACGUUUUUAUGGAUGUCCAUAUAUUUGAGUACCUGUGUAAUCGGUCUCUAUUUAAUAAUCAUCGAUACUGAACUCGAGUACAAGAGCUUAUUGCUGACCUUUGCGAGAACAGGUCUAUCUUACAUUUGUCUCUUUACCGAUGCUAUUCUCUCGAUUACUUGGAAUUGGAAGAUUCAUGCUGCCUUCGCCCAAUUACGUAACUUCGAUCGCACUACGAGAUUUAACGAACGUCCAACUAAAAACAAUAACACUCGUCGCAAGUGCCAAGCUUUAGUUUUAAUUACUUUCUUGGUUUGGUUUGCCGUUGGGUAUACAAGCUACUGUUGCGAAGAAUCUGCGCCGAUGUUCAAUGGGAUUACUUAUGGGAUGGUGAAUGCGGCGAUAUCGAUGCAGCUAUUGAAAUUUGUCGGAUUGUCUUUUCUCCUCUAUCAAAGAUUUCGAAAGCUCUGUGAGAUAUUGUUACUUCCUGAAGAUGGAAAGAUUAUGGUGUUGGAACGAGCGAGAAUGAAUUUUCGGUUGGAAGAAAUAUGGUGGUUACAUUGUUGUUUGUCAAACGCGACUCAAAUUAUAAAUUCGGUUUACGCGGCUCCACUUUUCUUUUGGAUCAUCAGUAUGUCUUUUAAUACUCUUUCAAGACUUUACACGAUCAAUGGACGUGACGAAUUGCCGACUUUGUUACUGGUACGAGAAUCCUUGUUGAUUUCUGCUUGUGUCGGGAAUCUUUUUCUGAUCAUAGCUAUUUGUCAUGCUACGGCAUCUCAGGCAAACGAUGUCGGAAAAAUUGCCUUUUCCCCACUUUCCUCAGUCAUCGGAAAACGAAAUUUCACCCAGGAUAACAUCGAGGCUGCGGCAUAUUUUCAGCUAAGGAAAGUCUAUUUUUUCGCUGCUGCCGGCUUGAUUCGCAUCGAUCUGUCUCUUCUUCUUUCCGUAAGACGAUACGAAGCUGAGAAAAUAGCUUCAGGAAUAAUGACAUAUCUGGUGAUUCUACAUGCCAAUAACGUGUGAUCUCCUAUAUCGAAGAUGAACUUCCACGUUGAUUCCCACUCUACGAUUAAUUUUCACGUGACAGAACGUUUUGUUGUCAUUCUAUCGAUGCAACCAAUAUUAUUCGAAAGAAAGAACCUCGAGUAGCCGGAAAGAACGAAGUGGUUGGAUUAAAUGAAUCGAUUAGUUCGAUCUAAUUUUCAUUUAAUAAUCAUUUAUAAGCUUCGUUC